AUCCUGAAUUAUCUCGAAUUUGUUCUGCUUUAUCUAAAUUUCUUGUUGGUAUAUCAUCUUCUUCUAAAGGACAUUUUGAUAAAACCGAACAAAACGCACAAUUACAAACAAAUUAUAAUGCUUUUCUUGAAAAGUUAACUAAUUUAGCACCAGAUGUAAAUGCUGCUGUAAAAAAAGCAUUACAAGAGUCGCAACCUUUAUUUGAAGAUGCUUUAAAAAAAUCAUUAGAAAAUUUAAAUAUAGCAAAAGAUAUUAAAGAUAUUAAAGACGCUGUAGAUAAAAUUGAUAACGAAAAUUUAAAAAAAAUAAUUAAUGAAAAAACACAAUCAAUAGAAACUAAAAUUGAAAACAUUAAUAUUCCAGAAUUACCUAAACCACCUGAUUAA
This is a messenger RNA of Racocetra persica, 386 nucleotides long. The record is from the annotation of a GenBank genome assembly. Lineage: Eukaryota; Fungi; Glomeromycota; Glomeromycetes; Diversisporales; Gigasporaceae.